AUGAAGUGCAUCUUUCUUUUGAUCGCCUUCGCUGUUUUCAUGCAAUGCGAAUCGAAGACGCUAAGCAGAUGCGAGCUAGUCCACCAGCUCCGGAGCCACGGGUUUCCCGAGGACAAAAUGAGGGAUUGGGUGUGUCUGGUGGAAAACGAGAGCUCCCGCCGCACCCACCUCAUCGGGAAGGUGAACAAGAACGGAUCCCGGGACUACGGUCUAUUUCAGAUCAACGACAAGUACUGGUGUAGCAACACCAGCACGGCUGGCAAGGAUUGCAACGUCACAUGUAACGAUUUGCUGACCGAUGAUAUCACGAAAGCUGCGAAGUGCGCCAAGAAGGUGUUCAAACGUCACGGAUUCAACGCCUGGUACGGAUGGAAGAACAAGUGUCAAGGUGCGCUCCCCGACAUCAGUUCCUGC
Molecule: messenger RNA, 414 nt
Organism: Iphiclides podalirius (scarce swallowtail)
Lineage: Eukaryota; Metazoa; Arthropoda; Insecta; Lepidoptera; Papilionidae
Source: the annotation of a GenBank genome assembly